AUGGGGACAAUUCCGGGCAAUGCGCUUCGCGAAGAAGAUUCUCACGAUGUAAUCGCUGGUCAUCUUCAAGUGUAUGAUUCUCGAGUUGGAUCCGAACCCCAAGGUUCAAUCCUCAUUUGGGAACAGCAAUUUCUAAAGAUUGGACGUGAUGCAAAAUCAAACACAUUUUCCAUCGACAGCGAUCCAGAGUUCACCGUGUCUCGCAAUCACUGUGAGAUUUACGUUGUCGUCUACGAAACAUCUAUCAAUCAUGUAUAUGUCCGCGACAGAAAAUCCAUCAACGGGACAUAUGUCAACGGCACACUGAUAGGUGUCGGUCCAAAUGUAACGCCAGGCUAUCUUCUUGAUCAUGGGGAUGAGAUAGAGUUGCGGCCUUACUGGAAGUUCAAGCUCUUCCAAACUGACCACCCUAGACGCCAUGAGUUCACCCGUAUUCAGAGCGAGGAAUGCAAGUUGUUUGUAGACAAAUAUCUUGUCACCAAUCGCUGUCUGGGAGAAGGAGCCGAAGCAUGUGUUCACCUAGCUACGGAUACCAAGACCAAAAAACAGUUAGUGUGCAAGGUAGUGAAUCUUCAAAAAUUACGAGGUCGAGAUGUUACGAAGCAAGUCCAACGAAGGUUCCAAGAGGCGGAUAUACUUCGUCAACUGCAUCAUCCAAAUAUUCUGUCCUACGUGGAUUGUAUUAGUUCUCCGCACACUUUAUACACGUUUACGGAGCUCGCAUCAGGUGGCGAUCUGAUGUCUUUUAUUUAUCGACACAAUUUGAUCGACGAAUUUGAUGUUCGCAUCAUUUUGUGGCAAGUUGCCAGUGGCUUACAGUUUCUCCACAGCAGAGGAGUUGUCCACCGCGAUCUCAAGCCCGAAAACAUCCUACUUGCGUUCUCUCCCAAACUCCUGCACUAUCGAGUGAUGCUGUCUGAUUUCGGGACCUCGUCUGUUCCUCGCCGCAAUAGAAUGACAAGCAAUGUAGGUACAGCAAGUUAUCAAGCCCCAGAACUUGUAUUUGGGUCCAUCCAGACGCCUGCUGUGGACAUUUGGUCCAUGGGUAUCGUCACACUCGUUUUACUAGUUCCGCUUACAGAUGACGAGCUCAGUGAGCUCAUUCGGUUGGACCAGGAAGUUCUCGACGGAUAUAUUGGCGAGCUCAAUGAGAAAGCUGCAUCAAGAAGAUCUUCGAAAAGUCUGAAUUUCGUACGGAGAUGCCUACGUAUUAACCCAGAAGAGCGACUGACUACCGCUUUGGCAAGUUCUCAUUCGUGGCUAUCCACCCCUGAAAAACACCUGAAAUUCUUCCAGCAACUAGAUGAGAAGAUGUUGGCUGAGUGGCAGAAUCCAGAGCAAUUCCGACCUAUGCCAUUGGCUUUGGAAGAUUCAAUAUCUACCGGAGAAUUCAGCCACGAUCCUUCCCCCGGAGAUGCCUCUGAGGAGUGCUGGCCAGUGCGUCAUGGUCCUUUGACAGAAAGUCAUCAUUUUGAUGAUACUCGCCGGGGCGAAAACCAUUGCUAUAAAGACAAUGGGACAAACCCAGCCGAAAAGUAUCCGAGUCAAAUGGAAUUUCCGAGCCACAAAGUGAACGAAGCGAAAACAAGCAUCUUUAUCCAUCCAACGCAUGACAGAGAAUCAGCACCCCAGCUAAGGGCCAAAAGAAGACGAAUAACUGUUGCCAAGCAUGGCGACGCUCUGUUUCUUCCUCUUACCGGGCUACAAAAACAUCUGCACCCCCCUCUGCGUGGGGGCCAAAGAGAACAAGUUCUCGAGGCUCUAAAAAAGACAAACUCGAAAUUCCUAACGGAUCAAGAUCGCAGUAUUAGCGACCCAUACGCUCUCCCCUAA
Molecule: messenger RNA, 1833 nt
Organism: Clonostachys solani
Lineage: Eukaryota; Fungi; Ascomycota; Sordariomycetes; Hypocreales; Bionectriaceae
Source: the annotation of a GenBank genome assembly